CAUUGUUUCCCUUCCUCCGGUUCACCAGCAUCGCCUUCCAUGAAUUGAAGCUCUUCUACAGAUGUCAUGGACCCCUACUCCAUCACAGUCGGGGCCACAGGGCUGGCAGACGUCACCCUUCGUGUCAUCAGCUAUCUCGUCUGUCUGAAAGAAGCCUACGGGAAGAUCCAGCUUGAGAUCGUCGAAUUGACCAACGAAAUCCGGGGCCUAGCAACUAUUCACGAGUCUGUCGAGAACUUAUUGUAUCUCGGGCGUGACAGGAACACUCUGAGCUCACCAGGAGAUGACGGACCCAUUGUUCAGAUUCAGACGCGUUUGGCAUCUAUUUUGCAGCAGAGCACAGGGACCAUCGAACAGCUCGAGGCUUUGUUGAUCGAAGUCGUCGGAAAGAAAGGUGCCGUCGUAACUGGAAAGAUCGACGGUCUGAGAAAGACAAUUAAAAAGCAGGGCCGAGAAGAUCAGUACAUGCGAUUACGCCAACACAUCAGCAAUUACCAGGGCAAUAUUCAAAUAUUGUUGAGUUCAUUGAACAUUUACUACAUACGUCAAUCGCUCCCGGCAAAGGAUCUCGCCGUUGGCAACUUCCCGGAAGACUUGCGACGCCAAAUCACCCGGCUAAGAAUCCAAAUAAGCAAUCUUCGUCGAGAACCCAGAACGUUGGCUGGUGCAGACAAUUCUCACUACUUAAUCGAUUCUGUGUCAGCCGUGGCAUCACUGAUCAGGUUCAACGAGCAUUUUGACAUUCCGCAGAACGUCAGCAGUUAUUACACCGGUCGGCAGGGGCAUCUGAACGAACUGAAAUCCAUCCUCGGCAUUGAAGAAUUGCACCAGCAUCAAACCCAUCAAAAACGCUUCGUGAUUUCUGGUCUCGGCGGUUCUGGAAAGACCCAGUUCUGCUGCAAAUUUGCUCAGGACAACAGAGAAAAUUUCUGGGGUGUAUUUUGGAUCGACGGAAGUUCCAGCGAAAACGCCCAACGUUGCUACUCAGAAAUUGCCAAGAUUGGUGGCGUCGAACCCAAUAAAAAUGCAGCGAAGAACUGGCUCUCUGGCCUUCAGUUACCCUGGCUGCUUCUUAUCGACAAUGCGGACGAUCCAGAGAUUGAUGUGGCGCGCUACUUCCCGGGGGGCGAAGGGGGUGUAAUACUGAUUACCACGCGCAACCCGAGCACCAGGAGGCACGGUACGGAAGGUGUCAGGUUUUUCCAUUUCGACAAACUGGAGACCGAGGAGGCUAGCGAUCUUCUUCUGGCGGCAGCAGUACUGCCGCGUCCUUGGGGAGUACCGACGAGGAGCCACGCAAACCGAAUCGCCCAAGUCCUCGGAUAUCUGCCCCUCGCUCUCAUCCAUGCCGGGAAAACAGUUUUGGACAAGCUGUGUUCCCUCAGUGACUAUCCUGAAUACUACGAACGAACUUGGAACAGAAUUCGCCAUUCCCGAAGUCGAAGAGCCUCCCGUGGCCAUGACGAUGAGCAUGCGUCGAGCAUGAGUGUAUAUUCCUCGUAUGAGAUGAUCUAUGUGGGCCUCGAAAACAAGAUCGACCAGCGAUCAAGGGAUGCCCUCGAACUAUUAAAGAUGUUCUCAUUCUUCUACCGUGAGAACAUCGAGUUCAAUCUGAUCAAAACUGCGGCAAUGAACCCGCGGCGGGAGCGACAAGAGGCCCAGGCUACAGAGAGCAUUGAGGAACAACUCGUCCAUGAAGGACCUCAGACAUGGGCGAACCAGUUGUACAGCUGGGCUGUGGCGGUUUUGGGACCGCUGCAGAGGGGAAGAUCCGCUCUCCCUCAGGUUCUGUGGGAUGAGGAUGACACACCAUUCGACGAAGACCGGCUGCGCAUCGCACUGUCUCUCCUUGUUCGCCUUGGGAUGGUGACCUUUCACGAUGCGAACAACAGCUAUUGGAUGCAUCCAUUGGUGCAUACAUGGGUGCGGCAGAGACCUGAUACCAGUACGGCUGAGCAGGCGUUGUGGUGUCAAGUGGCAUCCACAGUACUGGCGCAAUCCAUCUUUCUCCAAGCUCCACGUGCAUAUGCGGGUCAGGAUGAAAGGUUCAAAAGACAGAUUCAUCCUCACGUGGAACAUGUGCGAAGGUUGCAGAAAGAAAUCAACAAUCGUUUAGAAGACAAUCAGCGAGUCACCCAUUGGCUUUGGCGGUGGAUUUGGCCUACACCUUGGCAGGGUCUGCAGACAUUUCAGGCGCGGGAGUAUGUGAAGUUCAGUCUGGUAUACCUCCGUUGUGGAGAGUGGGCUAAAGCAGAGGAACUUCAACUUCAAGUGAAGAAUUACAUAUUCGCCACACUCGGUCCCAAGUCUAAAUAUGGUAUCGACAUCGCUCUCUUGUUGUCGACAAACUAUGUCUUGCAGACACGAACCAACGAGGCGAGGGUACUACAAUACCAGGUCCUGCACUCUGCUAAAUAUUAUUAUGGGUCAGACCAUCCUACGACUUUACGGAUCAUGGAUACACUCGGCCGCACGUGCCUUCUGUGCAGUCGACUUGGGGAAGCCGAUCGACUACAUAAGGAAGUGAUCGAGAAAUUGUCCAAACUGGAGGCGUUCGGCCCCGAGCACGAGAACUACUAUACGGCAGUGGACAACCUAGCCAAGGUCAGGGUUCGCUAUUUCGACAUGGAAGAGGCCGUUCGUCUGCAAGAGCUAGCUUAUAAAGGAAUGAAAAGGAUCUUGGGCCCAAUGCACAAGAAGACCUUGGAAGCCCAAGAUGAUCUGGCGGGAAUCUACGGGUUUGUCGGAGAGCAGCGACUACCACUUGCCCUUCGGAUGAGCGAAGAGGUUGUGGAAAUCCGCGUCAGGGAACUCGGACGUGAACACCCCGAAACACUCAAAUCGAAGUUGACUUUGGCAAAGAUUAAAACUGCCAUGAAUCAGUUCGACGACGCCGAAGAGAUCUUUCGAGAAGGCUUGCCUGCCGCCAAGAGAAAUCUAGGCGAAACCCAUCUCGGAACACUCGCGGCUCGAACUUGGCAUGGGCAUCUUUACUGGCGCCAAGGGCUAUAUGCGGAAGCGGCGACCAUAUGGGAAGAUGUCAUUCAAAAGCACAAUUAUGAGCAGUCGAAACGUGCGGAUGGGGAGCAUGUGGAUCGGGUGCAAGCAAUGUGGUUCCUCGUUCACUGCUAUGAGGACCAAGGCAGAAUUGAUGAUGCAAUCAAGAUCUGUGAAGAAGUGAUCCAACUUACCCGUAGCUUUGGUGGAGAGGGACUUGGACAGCAGCACAAGUUCUGGCGACAUGUGAGGGAGAAAAGCGAGGAACUACUCAGACGAAGAGAGCGACACGAGCAGCGUCUUGUCGCGGACGAAACAAAUUGCCGGCUGGCACUCGAACCUCGUAAGAAGGUGGUGAAAAACUUCACAUUCUAGAGGAUUGAACUAUGUAAGAUGCUGCUCACGAAAUUGAGCCUGGUUUGAACCAUCGGCAGGGGAGGCAUGUGGAUAGGGAGGGGUACUCGAGCAAAAUAGUUCAAGCAUCGUAUGUGAUAUCUGACUUGAGGUCGUACCUUGCGAAGGGAUAUUAUCCAAG
Molecule: messenger RNA, 3532 nt
Organism: Purpureocillium takamizusanense
Lineage: Eukaryota; Fungi; Ascomycota; Sordariomycetes; Hypocreales; Ophiocordycipitaceae
Exons: 5
Coding region: 67-3372 (1101 amino acids)
Molecular function (GO): protein binding
Source: RefSeq, a predicted model, not a curated record